AAUUUGUCCAAUUUGAAGCUCUCAAAGGAAACGGAGAAACGCCCUGCAAAAUUUGCCCAAUUAGCUCUUCUAUUCUCUUCUAGGGCACUUUUUGUCUUCCUUCUGUCAAAUUCCAAAGCUUCUUCGACCUCCGAAUUUCCAUCGAAAUCCGUUUUCCGUGGAAUUUCACUGCUUUUUUCGAGACGGAAAUGGUGUUCCUUCGAUGGAACAGGUCGCGAGCUUAGGGUUUCCGUUACUGGUGGAGUCUCUGCGAGGUUUUAGGGUUUGAAAGGAGGUGUUUUCAUGGCGGCGGCGAACCCGCAGCCUUUGCAAGCGCGACCGUUCGAGGACGACCAUAUGCACAGGCCGAUUCCGGUUGACGACGAGGACGACGACGAGUACGACGAUGGAAGCGGAGGCGGCUGUGGAAAUGAUGGUGAUGAUGCUAUGGAGGAUUUGGAAGAGACGAAUGUGAAUUCGGUGAGCGUUGCUGAACAUGGAGGUGUGGUUAUGGCAUCGAGGACUAGCGAGCUCACUCUCUCUUUUGAGGGCGAGGUCUACGUUUUCCCUGCUGUUACACCUGAAAAAGUGCAAGCAGUGCUCUUGCUACUAGGAGGGCGUGAUGUACCAACUGGUAUACCUACCAUUGAUGUGCCCUAUAAUCAGAAUAACAGGGGUGUAGGUGACAGUACAAAGCGAUCAAAUCUUUCACGAAGAAUAGCUUCCCUUGUUAGGUUCCGUGAAAAACGGAAGGAGAGAUGUUUUGACAAGAAAAUUAGGUACACCGUACGUAAGGAGGUUGCACAGAGGAUGCACCGUAAGAAUGGGCAGUUUGCAUCCUUAAAAGAAAGUUCUGGUCCUUCAGGCUGGGAUUUGUCGCAAAGUGUUGAUGGCACUAAUCGUCCUGAAACUGUUUUGCGGAGAUGUCAACACUGUGGGGUUAGUGAAAAUAAUACACCUGCAAUGCGUCGUGGGCCAGCUGGACCAAGAACUUUGUGCAAUGCAUGUGGUCUUAUGUGGGCAAAUAAGGGAACAUUGAGAGAUCUCAGAAAGGGAGGAAGAAACCUUUCCGUGGAUCAUAUAGAAACUGAAACACCAAUUGAGAUCAAGCCUUUGAUUGUGGAAGGAGAAAUCUCAGGCAACCAGGAUGAGCAUGGAACUUCUGAAGAUCCUUCUAAGACAGUUACUGAAGGAUCCAAUGAUCCUUCUGUGAACCCUGGCAAAGAAGAUUUACAUGGAGCUAAUGAAGAUCUUGCAAGCACUUUGCCCAUAGGAAUUGUCCAUUCUUCAGCCAAUGCAGACGAGCAGGAGCCUUUGCCUGAGCUUUCUAAUCCGUCAGAUACGGACAUAGACAUUCCAACUAACUUCGAUUAGAAGCAAAAGGAUCAAAGUUAACUAGCCUUUCAAAGUACAAGGCAAAAUUUGGGGCCGGAGUUCUUAUUACCAGAAACCGACAUGUCUGAUCCCAAGCGCUAGUAUCUUAUCAUUGCGCAAGCUGUAGAGCUUCCUCUGGUUGACAUUAGAGUAUGUUGAUGGCGAUAGAUAAUGGGUAUCCAUCUUGUAUGUUGUGUAAGUUUGUUAGGACUAUGAGUUAUACGCGAGUGCUUACCUUUACUCAUUCUCAAAUGUGUAAUUUUUUCAUAGGGUUGUCUGAUUGCAUUUUCAUUUUUAUUCACCAGUGCCUCUUACGAAUUAUGUAGCGGUAGUUGGUCACAAAUGACAUCGUAUGAUUGUCAUGGGCAGGGUCCUUUUAAUUGUUGGCUAAUGUAUGUAGUAAGUCCAACAUUUCACACUUACGGGUAUGGUUAAUAAGAAUCUCUCCACUUUUAUUUAUAGGAAAAAA
This is a messenger RNA of Morus notabilis, 1822 nucleotides long. RefSeq names its product GATA transcription factor 24. Bases 283 to 1353 code for a protein of 356 amino acids. Gene Ontology annotation, biological process: regulation of DNA-templated transcription. Gene Ontology annotation, molecular function: zinc ion binding; sequence-specific DNA binding; protein binding. Lineage: Eukaryota; Viridiplantae; Streptophyta; Magnoliopsida; Rosales; Moraceae. The record is from RefSeq and is a predicted model, not a curated record. The transcript has 11 exons.